AUGGUAUGGUUUGUGGUGGGGGUGGGGGGAGGAGGGUGUGGGGGGGGUUUGGGGUGGGGGUUGGGAGGAGGAAGUAUGGGUUUGGGGGGGGUGGUGGUUGGGGGGAUUGGGGGGGGGGGGGGUGUGUGGGGGUGGUUUGAGAGAGAUGUUUUGUUGUAUGGGGGGGGGGGUUUGGGGGGUUGGGGGGGGGAGAUGGGGAGUAAGGUGUUGUGGGAGUGGGGGAUUGUGGUAUGGGGGUUGGGGGGGGGUGUAGAGGGGGGGUGUGGUUGGAGGAAGAGGGGGUGGUGGGGGGGGGGGGUUGGUGGGGGGGUUGAGGUGGGGGGGUGGGGAUUAUGGGUGGUUGAUGGUGGGGUGGGGGGGGGGGGGGUGGAUGGUGGGGGAGUGAGGUGGGGGGGUGGGGGGGUAUGGUUUUGGGUUGUGGGGGGGGGGGUGUUGGUUGUUGGGGGGUUGUGGUGGGGGGGAAUAGAGUGGGUGGGUUGUGGGGUGGGGGGGGGGGGUAAUUGGGUUGGGGGGGUGGUUUUUGGUAGGUGUGGUUGUGAGGGGGGUGUGGGGGAGAGGGUUGGGGAAUGUGGGGUUGAAUGGUUUGGGGUUGGUUGGGUGGGGUAUUUUGGGGGGUGUGAGGUUGGGUGGGUAGUGGGUGGGUGGGGAAUGGGGGGAUUGUUGGAAAAGGGGGAGAGGGGGGGGGGGGGUGAGGGGUGGGUGGGGGUGGGGGGGUUUGGGGGGGGGGGGGUGGGGUGUGGGUGGGGGUGUUUGGGGUUAGGGGUGGAUGGGGGGGGGGGGGGGGGUGAUAUGGUGGGUGGGUUGGGGGGUGUAUGUGUGGGGGGGGGUUGGGGUGGGAUAGGUGGUGGUUUUUGGGGUGGUUUUGUGGGGGGGGGGGGUGGGGUUGUUGAAUUUUGUGGGGUGAUUGAGGAGUUGGGUUUGAGUAAGUGGGGGUGGUUUGGGGGUGGUGGGGGGGGGGGGGGUGGGGGGGAUUGUAGAGUGGGUUUAGGGUGGAUGGGGGGAUGGGGGGAUGGUGGGGUAUGA
Molecule: messenger RNA, 1023 nt
Organism: Knipowitschia caucasica
Lineage: Eukaryota; Metazoa; Chordata; Actinopteri; Gobiiformes; Gobiidae
Source: the annotation of a GenBank genome assembly